AUGAUAUCUACGCUCCCAAAAAGCAGCAAUGUUGCUGCCUCCCUGAACCUCAGACACUCACCAGCCCGAACACUUGGGUUAGGGUGCCUCUACCCAGCAAACAGGGGAUUCAGUUCCAGCGCCGCUCGAUUGCUACCACCUCCUUCAUAUAACUCCAAAUCCACAUCCUCUUCCGCGCCAUUAUCCUCUCCAUCCUCUUCCUCCGCCAUAUCAUCCUCCGCAUCAUCUUCCGCAAUAACCUCCCCCGUCAACGCACCCGCCAGCACACGCCCCGCGGUCCUCGAUUUACCCUCAAAGACCAACCCGCAGACAUCAGGAAAACUCUCCUACUACUUUGCUCUCGGAAAGGCGUAUCUCGGUUUCUACAAAACCGGCCUUAAGAACGUAUAUGCCAAUUACAAGGCGUCUAUUCCCUUACGAAAACAGCUCGGUCUACCCGUGUAUAUCCCUCGAUCACCAUGGACGAAUGCAGGAACACCUACCUUGUCGUUGACAAGAAGCGAUUUCCAACUCGUCAGGCGCAGCGCAUACGAUAUCCGCCGCACCAUCCCAUUUGCGUUCAUUCUCCUUUUAUGCGGUGAAAUGACUCCUUUCGUUGUGCUAGCAAUUGGCAAUCGCGUAACACCAAUGACAUGCCGCAUGCCCAAACAGCUAGCUAAGGAACGCGGGAAGAGGACUAUCUACAAGGACGCUGCUCUCCAGGGAAUUUCGGCAAAAGAACAGGCAUUGCUUGCCCCGUCGUCACCUAGACAGAUCAAGAAUGUCUCGGAAUUAAGCACUGAUGAAGUUUUAAGAUCCUGUGUCGUUUUUGGACUGAGGAAGAGGCAUGAUUUGCCUGUUCCCGGAUUCGUACAGACUCUAUUGGUAGACCAGGUGUAUAGACCUAGACUGCGGCGAUGGAUGGAAUACCUUGCUGCAGAUGACAAGCUGAUUUCUAGUGCUGGUGGGGUGAAAAAGAUGGUUGCCGAAGAGGUGCGGCUAGCUAUUGACGAGAGGGGCGGUGUGGAUGUAGGCAUGGGGUUGGAGGGAGCGGAGAGCGAGAAGAUCGAAAGGAAGUGGCUGGCCAAGUGGGUAGAAGAGAGGGCGUAA
Messenger RNA from Microsporum canis CBS 113480, 1089 nucleotides. RefSeq lists its product as hypothetical. The record is from RefSeq and is a predicted model, not a curated record. Gene Ontology annotation, molecular function: ribosome binding. The transcript has a single exon. Gene Ontology annotation, biological process: intracellular monoatomic cation homeostasis. Gene Ontology annotation, cellular component: mitochondrial inner membrane. NCBI's taxonomy places the organism in Eukaryota, Fungi, Ascomycota, Eurotiomycetes, Onygenales, Arthrodermataceae. Bases 1 to 1089 code for a protein of 362 amino acids.